Messenger RNA from Racocetra persica, 267 nucleotides. Lineage: Eukaryota; Fungi; Glomeromycota; Glomeromycetes; Diversisporales; Gigasporaceae. The record is from the annotation of a GenBank genome assembly.
GAUCUUACUAAUCGAACAGAAACUGACCACGAAUCGCGAAUGAUGGGUCAUCUACGUGAAGUUGGUUACUUCCACGAUUCAAGAAGACCAACUAAUGAUGAAAUGCGUAUAGUAAAAUAUAACAAUGCUCUUUAUAUUGACCCUAGUAAAAGUGAAACAGUGGUUACUAAUAUUGAUGAGAACCCAAAAGCAACUAUUCAAAAACUUGUUAAGAGUCCAAGAUCAAUGAUUAUAUUUCCAGAAGGAAAUAAUGCUACUGAUAUUUAG